Zophobas morio is the source of this 2004-nucleotide messenger RNA. RefSeq lists its product as uncharacterized. The record is from RefSeq and is a predicted model, not a curated record. The transcript is spliced from 5 exons. Bases 1 to 2004 code for a protein of 667 amino acids. NCBI's taxonomy places the organism in Eukaryota, Metazoa, Arthropoda, Insecta, Coleoptera, Tenebrionidae.
AUGUUUAAAAUAGCAUUGGAUCUGAUGCCAUCUGAUAGCCAUAAGAUUAUCAUUCGAGCUGACAAAACACCUGCCGGUAAACACACAAGGAGGUUUAAUUCACCUACCAUUGACGAAGUGGCUGUUAUCAUUGUGGGAGAAAAUUUACAGUCUAGAGAUAUUGUGCUUCAUCGUCGAAAUAGUGAUUUAAAACGUGUAUCUGAAACACACAGGAGUUAUGAUGCAUUACAAUAUCCUUUGAUCUUUUGGCAGGGGGAAGAUGGAUACCAUUUUAAUAUCAAAAUGGUAAAUGAAGUAACAGCUCCACUACUGGCAGUAUUUGUUCUGGCUCCAGAAUCACCUCCAAGAAUAUCAGAAGAGAUGACUCGGUCUAACGACCUCGUCUUCUGCAAUCUUCACACUCGUAGUCCUGUGCUGAAACCAACAAAAAAAGUUAGUGCUAUGAAUUUCUAUUCAUACAGACUCAUGAUCCGUCAAGGUGAAGUAAAUCAUAUUUUGAUGUGUCAAAGACUUUUUCAUCAGUUUGCAGUUGACAUGUAUGUCAAAAUUGAGACUGAACGAUUGACAUACAUCCGUUUGAACCAACGACAGCUACGAUCAGAGGAAUACAUUCAUCUCCGUGAUGCUAUAAAUGCGGAUGGCAAUGUGAAUAAUGUGGGAAGAAUGACAAUUUUGCCAGCCACUUAUAUAGGAAGCCCAUGCCACAUGCAUGAAUAUGCUCAGGGUGCUAUGUCAUAUGUUAGGCAUUAUGGCCGCCCAGACUUAUUUGUUACAUUCACAUGUAACCCUAAAUGGUCCGAAAUCAAGAGGGAAUUGCUACAUAGCCAAACACCAGUUGAUAGACAUGACAUAACUGCCAGAGUUUUUAAACAAAGAUUAAAAUCUCUCAUGAAUUUCUUACUAAAGCAUUGUGUGUAUGGCCGAGUCCGUUGUUGGAUGUACUCUGUAGAAUGGCAAAAGCGUGGAUUGCCACAUGCGCACAUAUUAGUCUGGUUAGUGCACAAAAUAAGGCCAGAUCAGAUUGAUUCCAUAAUUUCAGCUGAAAUUCCAGAUGAAACAGUUGACCCAAAAUUGCAUGCAGUAGUUACCAAACACAUGAUACAUGGACCUUGCGGACUUUUCAACUACAAUUCACCAUGUAUGGUCGACGGCAAGUGUUCCAAGCGAUACCCAAGAGACCUGCUUGCUGAAACCAUAACGGGAAAUGAUGGACACCCAUUGUAUCGUCGGCGAUCAGUUGCGGAUAAUGGGCGAUCGGUAGUUGUGAAGGUAAGAGGACAAAAUGUUGAUGUAGCCAAUCGUUGGAUUAUGCCAUACUCGCCAAUAUUGUCCAAAGUUUUUGAGACUCACAUCAAUGUAGAAUACUGUAACUCUGUGAAGUCGAUAAAGUACAUAUGUAAAUAUGUUAACAAAGGUAGUGAUAUGGCUGUCUUCGCUGUAACCAAUGCAAAUGAUGAAAUAUCACAGUACCAGAUGGGUCGCUAUGUAAGUAGCAACGAAGCAUUUUGGCGUAUCUUUUCAUUUGCGAUCCAUGAAAGACACCCUACAGUAGUCCAUUUGGCAGUCCAUUUAGAAAAUGGUCAACGAGUUUAUUUUAAUGAAUCGAACGCGGCAGACAGAGCGGCACGUCCACCGUCGACAACAUUAACAAGUUUCUGUCAAACUGAUGAUUUUGCUCGCACUUUGCUGUAUGCUGACGUGCCACGCAAUUACACCUGGAAUGCAUCAUCGAAAUCGUUUCAGCGUAGAAAACAAGGAACACCAGUUGAAGGACAUCCAAAUGUAUUUUCUUCAGACGCUCUGGGUCGCAUCUACACAGUACAUCCAAAUAACGAUGAAUGUUAUUAUUUGCGGUUGUUGUUGGUGAAUGUUCGUGCUCCGAUAUCGUUUAAACAACUGAGAACAGUUAAUGGACAGCUGUGUGCGACUUACCGUGAGGCAUGUCAACUAUUGCAUUUACUUGAGAACGAUUCGCACUGGAUGAUACGCUCAAGGAUUCCGUAA